Eucalyptus grandis is the source of this 1818-nucleotide messenger RNA. RefSeq lists its product as uncharacterized. Lineage: Eukaryota; Viridiplantae; Streptophyta; Magnoliopsida; Myrtales; Myrtaceae. The record is from RefSeq and is a predicted model, not a curated record. The transcript has 4 exons. The coding region runs from base 375 to 1643 and encodes 422 amino acids.
AGCUGGUCCCCCUCACCGAGCACUUCCAGCGCGAAAGGACCGAAACCUACUUCCAAAGUUCUCCUCCUCUUCCCCUGUUCUCGUGGGAAAACGCUGGAGCCGUGGCUUUCGGUUUUUCCUCGGAGUCGGGGGGGAAAUUCUGCCGCGACUUCUCGCGCGCGCGCGUUUACAUGACGGCUUGACGAUCCAGGGUCUUUAAAUUCGAUGGCAGGCGUCGGUCAAAUCGUGAAGCUCGCGACAGAGACGGGUGGAGUUUAGACGCCCACAAAAAAGAAGCAAGAAAAAAGGAAAGCUCUGUUCACGAACCCGGAAGAAACAGAGGGUUGGACUCGGAGCUCCUCUCGUUCUUGCGACAAAGUGCCAUCUGAGAAUAGAUGGCUGAGAGGGAAAGAGUUCACCCAGAUUGCGUGAACGCGUCAAAUCCUUUCCACAGAUGCGUGGAGGAGUGCUACAUAAAGAUCGCAACAUCGAAGGCCCGCAAGAGCAAAAGCUUUUCAGGAUACAAUGUCGGAAAUGACAGUUACCAGGGUUCGAAAAAGAAAACGACUAGGGGGAUGAGUUUCAACAACAAGCAGCCAGUAGAUGCGCCUGAGAAGGCAAGUCUCCAUACCGUCCCCAUAGCCAGUGCUCGGUCAUCUAUUUCGAAGUUAACUUCUCCAAAACGGGCUACUUCUCCAAAACGUGAACUAGAGAGCGAAAUCCCCUUGUCAUCAUCUGUGCCUGUCUCCGGAGAAAUUCAUGCCGAGGACUUCAUUUUCAACAAGGAGAAACUCAGGACCGCUCGUCUCACUAGAGAUGCAGGAAAUGCCACACCAGCUCUUGUUCCCUCUCCAGAUCGUCCCGUUAAAGUGUCAGGUUCAAGUGUUACUGAAAUUACAUCAUUGGAACCGCCAAAAGAGAAGGAAAACAAUCAGCGUCACGUAUCCCCUGAGGCAGUCUCGUCCAUUCCUGUCAAUGGUGCCGAAGAAGGCACUCAACAUAUAGGAUUGCAAGACCAUUCUCUGAGCUCUGGCAUCUCUGAUCCCGACCAUCCGUCUGAAAACAACUGCCAGGAGGAGGUCCACUCGGUUGCAUUGGAUUCUAGAGUUUCCGUCGGGAAGUACCAUGUCAAAGAAAGUGUCUCCUCUACUUUGCGGGCCAUUUUCGACAAGUAUGGGGAUAUAGCAGAGAGUUGUCGCAUGGAAUCGAUCGCCAUGCGUUCUUAUUGCCUCGAGUGCGUCUGCCUCGUGGUUCAUGACCUCCGGUCCUCCUCAACUGCUCAGCUACCGGAUUCUAAGCUCCAGGAAAUGUCAGCAGUCCUUAAGGACUUGGAAUCUUCGCAGAUUAAGGUCGAUUGGUUGCGCCACGUUGUCGAAAGUCUUUCGAAAUAUCGGGAGCUCACCACUCAGCAGGACGGUGUAAAGGUGGAGAAGGCCAAAUGUGAUCUCGUCUUCGAGACUACAAAGAAGAAACUAAAACAUCAUUUGGAAGAUUUGGCAGAGAAAGAACGGGCGGCGGCGGUUGCAAAGGCAGAGGUGGUCGAGACCCAAGACCGCAUACGCCAGAUCGAGCUGGAAUCUUCCAAACUGGAGGAGUCCAUCGCGUCCCUGCAGUCCCAGAUCGAGAGCCAUGGCAUCAGUAGCAUGUUGGAUGAACUGGCGUGAAGGAAACAGAUACGGUAGAGUAACACAGAUAAGGCGGAUGCCGCCAUACUAGGCCGCUCAUGAUAAGAUCAUGGGUGAGAUAUGUAUACUUCAUUGUAACAACAGGGAUUUGAGCCGAACACGAUUUAAACACAAUAAACGCUCGAGUUAGCGCGUCGAAGUCGAGAUUUGGACA